Messenger RNA from Spirodela intermedia, 186 nucleotides. NCBI's taxonomy places the organism in Eukaryota, Viridiplantae, Streptophyta, Magnoliopsida, Alismatales, Araceae. The record is from the annotation of a GenBank genome assembly.
AUGCUGAUUCUGGAGCUCGGUAUCUGGGUCAUCCCCUUCACCCUCUUGAUCGCCCCCUGCAGGAGAUUCACCCUCCUGGUCGCGAACCAUCAGGAGCUCCGGUGGAGCAUGGCCGCCCCUCUCUCCGCAGUCCCCAACGCACGGAGAUACCCGGGGAGGAUUCCGAGCAUGGGUAUCAUCAUCUAA